This is a messenger RNA of Paraphaeosphaeria sporulosa, 971 nucleotides long. RefSeq lists its product as uncharacterized. Lineage: Eukaryota; Fungi; Ascomycota; Dothideomycetes; Pleosporales; Didymosphaeriaceae. The record is from RefSeq and is a predicted model, not a curated record. The coding region runs from base 501 to 737 and encodes 78 amino acids. The transcript has a single exon.
AGGCAGUUCAAAUAGAAUGCUUCUGCGCCAAGUGACAGGGGCAGCAAAGCUUAUGCUGCGCGAUACAUCAAAUGUUCCAUGUUUCCAGACAUUCCUCCAGGGAUGUUUAUUGCCAUCCGAUUCCGUCUCGUUUUGGGCCACAUCUGGGAGUGUUGGAAGCUUAGAAGAUGCUCGUACACGCGGCUACUGGGAUUUCGGUGGAACGCCUCACGCGAAGUCUUUUGUGGAGACAUGUGCUCCAUGCGGUGAAUCGCUCCGCAACCCCGUACCGAAAACGCAAAGACCUCCGAUGCCUUAGAAGAGUCUGCAGACGCCAUCUGCAAGCGAGCACUGCGUGAAGGCUUGGGGCCAACUCUACAACUAACUUGCUGGAUGUAGGUGCUUGCUUACGCGGGGCAGGAGUUGUUACAAGAAGACGGCAGUCUAUAGUACUACCCAUCCGGUCUUCGGUCAAACAAGCGUUUCUCGUCAAGCAUCCUCUCAUACUGAACUCUCGCACAAUGAAGCUUGCUCUCUCUAUCUCGCUGGUUGCUGCUGCUCUGUCCUUCGAGGCAGUGGCACUACCAAACAAAUACUCAGAGCCACAUCCAUUCUUCGACAAGAGAGGCAUGCCAGCGCGCUUUGAAGUCACGAGUCACGAGACUAUCAAUGGCGUCAAAUCCACAACCGUCCAGAACAAAAAUAUGUCUGCGCUCUACGGUAUAUCUCAAGCUCCUCUUCUGAUGACCGCUCUCUGAUAGAGACCUUUGUAGAGAUUCCCGACGAUCUAAAGAACUGGCCUUGGUGGUGCAGCGAAGACCGAAGCUAUUGUAACGCUGAUUGGGCUCCCACAGUGGGUGAGGGGAAUGCACUCGCACAGUGGUACGAGACACCUGCACGUUGCUCUGACUUACACUAAAUUUUAAUCCGUGUGUAGGCUGGAGGACAGGGGAGAUGCGGACUGUACCAUCCAGCGACCUCAGAAUUCGAAC